UAGCUCAAGCAAAUAUUGCAGUAAAAUUACGGCUCAUUUUAGGAGGGAUAGAGACUAUAAAAAUGGAGACUGAGAAGCAGACUGAACAGCCGGCUGUACAGCCGACUGUACAGCAGAGCGAAAAGAAGACUGUAAAAAAGAAAAAAACUAAAAUCUCCAAAUGGUUUAUAUUUAUCAAGCUCUACCUGACGCUCUACAACUUCUUCCAAUUCCUCGGCUACUCCUACGUCAUCCUCGUCAUUCUGUUCAAAUUCGUGACGCAAGGCCACGUGUUAUACGAAAAUGUUGGACCGAUCAUAAAAGUGUUGCAGCUCCUACAGUUUUUGGAAGUACUUAACCCUUUGAUUGGACUUACACGGGGAAUUCCUUUCGUACCUUUCCUUCAAAUCUUUGGACGUGCUGUUGUGCUAUUCUGGAACGUUGACAUUGAACCCCGAAUCCAAGCUAAACCAGUUGUGAUUUACUUGAUUAUAAUAUGGAGCUUGGUGGAAACUGUCAGAUAUCCUUUCUACCUAACGCAAAUAUACGGGAAGGACGUCAACAUGAUCACGUGGCUGCGUUAUACCUUAUGGAUUCCUCUAUACCCGGCUGGUUUUCUCUGCGAAUACCUCAUCAUAUACAGCAACAUUCCCUACUUUGAAGAGACGAAUAAGCUGUCGGUGACUCUGCCCAACGAAUGGAACUUCGCCUUCCAUAUGCCGACGUUCUCUCGGAUCCAUAUUUGCCUCCUGAUGGCUGCCGGCAUGUAUUUGAUGAAGCACAUGCAUAGGGUGCGAAUGGCCAGGCUUCAGGUCUUGGAAGAGUUAAAGGUGAAGUAGAAAAA
This is a messenger RNA of Ostrinia nubilalis (European corn borer), 823 nucleotides long. Its product is annotated as very-long-chain (3R)-3-hydroxyacyl-CoA dehydratase-like. Gene Ontology annotation, biological process: fatty acid elongation; very long-chain fatty acid biosynthetic process; sphingolipid biosynthetic process. The transcript is spliced from 5 exons. Gene Ontology annotation, molecular function: 3-hydroxyacyl-CoA dehydratase activity. Bases 63 to 818 code for a protein of 251 amino acids. The record is from RefSeq and is a predicted model, not a curated record. Gene Ontology annotation, cellular component: endoplasmic reticulum membrane. Lineage: Eukaryota; Metazoa; Arthropoda; Insecta; Lepidoptera; Crambidae.